CUUCCGGUUAAACGUGUUAUUGUUUUUCAUGAAAAUAAUGCUCCCUUGAAAGAUGCUGGCGAUAGUGAGAAAGAAUUGGUUCUUGAUCGGCAUAGUUGUUGUUAUAUGCCUUGCGAAACUUGCUCCUCAAAUCGGAGCUAAAGGAGGUAUUUUGUAUCCAGAAAUCACAGUCAAGUAUAUCGCAGUUUUCAUCAUAUUCUUCAACAGUGGAGUGUCCUUAAAGAGUGAUGAGCUUGCCAAAGCCCUUUUUCAAGUGAAAACACAUAUUUUUGUGCAAGGCUUUACGUUCCUGUGUUUCCCAGUCAUUGUAUUUACAAUUGUGCAUAUUCUAAAUGCCUUCAACUUCAAUGAACACAUAACUGAAGGGCUGAAAAUAUUAAGCUGUUUGCCACCACCAGUUUCCUCUGCUGUCAUCUUAACCAAGGCUGUUGGAGGAAAUGAGGCCGCAGCAAUAUUUAACUCAGCAUUUGGAAGUUUUCUUGGUAUUGCAGUCACUCCAACACUGAUUUUAUUUCUGAUUGGUACAGAGGCGUCAGUUCCGGUGCUAAGGAUAUUUUCGCAGCUGACAGCGACAGUUGUUGUUCCACUGUUGAUUGGUCAGUGGGUGCGGCGCCUACUGGCAAACAGGGUCAAUAUUAAAAAUGUGCCUUGGGGCCAGAUUGGCAGCGGAGUUCUGCUGCUGAUCAUCUACACAACAUUCUGUGAUACAUUUUCCGAAACAAGCAUCGAUGUUGAAGCCUCCACAUUCUUCAUAACAGUUGUAUUAAUCAUUGGUCUGCAGUGCUCCCUACUGUAUUUGGUGUACUUUGCGAGCACAGUGCGUCUCCUACCAUUUACACGCAGUGACUCUGUCGCACUCAUGUUCUGCUGUACACACAAGUCACUUACUCUUGGAAUUCCAAUCAUAAAGAUUAUAUUUGCUGAAUCUUCGUACCUGUCCCUUAUCACCAUUCCAAUCCUCAUCUACCACCCCACACAGAUCCUGCUUGGCGGGCUGCUUGUGCCUUUUGUACGCUCCUGGAUGCUGGAAACUGCUCGCCCUGGGUUGAUUACAAAAGCAUUAAGUUCAGCAGUAAGCCUGCAGUCAUCCCAACAGUUUGAUGAUGCAGUGGGCAUAUAGUAGAGGGUAGAAAGCAUUUGAAUUCCAGGCGUUCGGGUGGAGGGGGAACUCCCCACACAGUACAAUCAGACACAGUGACUACAAGUGGGACCAUGCAACAAUGGCUUUAGUUAACUGUAUGCUGCAAGAAUUUCAUCAUAUGAACAUAAUAUAAAAGUAUUUAUGGCUGUGAGAGCCCUUUUUAUCAUCAUAAUUUCUAUGCCAACACAUGACUGUGCUGGAAUACAUUGAAAUCAUAUAUAUAUAUACAUCCAGGAUAUCCAGGUGGUUACAUUACUUUUGUUUUAUAAUUGCUGCAUUCCAAUGUCACUAGAUCUUUUAGUAUUAUUUCAAUUUUAUCUCGCCUGUUUUUCAAAAAUUUAAUGUUGAUUGAGGUUUCUUCAGCAUGAUAUAAAAAAAAAUUCAAAGCAAAAAUAUGUUUUCAUUUAACUUAUAACAUACUUUACUAAUUAUUCAAUAUAGCAACAUGAUAUACAUGUUAAUCAACAGGGAAAGAAUCAUUGGCAUCUAGAUACUGUAAUCUCGUUUGUGUUGUCAAUGUACCAUGUACAAACAUGUUCGAGUCAUUAUAUUACCAGUAUACAGGUCAAACUGGCAGCUGAUAUUGUAAAGAAAGGGGAAUGCCUGAUACCGAGGAUUGCUUACUAUACAAUGUAAUACUGCAGCUGUUUUAAGCUGUUAAGUUGUUGCAAAUAUUUUUCUUGUGAAGAAAGAAACACUUUUAUAAUAUGACACUCUUUCUGAUAUUGAAUCAUAAUGACUGAAUGCAUGUAAAAAUAUUUAGUAUUAUUUUAAUGUAUAACUUUUCUGUUCAUUAAGAGCAACUAAUGUCUACAUUAUUUACCUGUCUUAUUCAUGUGAUUGUCGAAAAUAUUUAUUUUUUAAAUAUAGCUUUACAUCUUAAUUAUAUUAUAUAGUACUUAUACAGUCCAUGCCCAAGGCAAGAUUAGUUUAAGUACAUAUCGGUAUUUGUUAUUUAACUUGUUUUAAAAUGUUGAUUAUUGUCUUUAAUAUCAUUAUUUUUAUCAAUUUGGGAUUUUUUUAAUGUGGUAUCUAUGAUGAUGUAGUGUCUUUCAUGAUAAUUUUGUGGGUAUUGAAUUAAAUUUUAAAAACCUUA
Mya arenaria is the source of this 2237-nucleotide messenger RNA. Its product is annotated as sodium/bile acid cotransporter 7-like. The record is from RefSeq and is a predicted model, not a curated record. The transcript is spliced from 11 exons. NCBI's taxonomy places the organism in Eukaryota, Metazoa, Mollusca, Bivalvia, Myida, Myidae. Bases 53 to 1120 code for a protein of 355 amino acids. Gene Ontology annotation, cellular component: plasma membrane.